Pleuronectes platessa (European plaice) is the source of this 1950-nucleotide messenger RNA. Its product is annotated as dynein regulatory complex subunit 7. Lineage: Eukaryota; Metazoa; Chordata; Actinopteri; Pleuronectiformes; Pleuronectidae. The record is from RefSeq and is a predicted model, not a curated record. Gene Ontology annotation, cellular component: motile cilium. The transcript is spliced from 8 exons. Gene Ontology annotation, biological process: flagellated sperm motility. Bases 1 to 1194 code for a protein of 397 amino acids.
AUGGUGAAGGAGUGGUAUCAGCACAGGACCGACCACCUGGAGGAGCGAGAGGUCAACGAGGUCGACAACGUGACGACAGAACGAUUCAGACGUGGACGACCUUUCGACCUCUUGUUUCACAGGUUCGAGUCCCUGACCACAGAGGGCGUGCACGAGAUGAAGUUCUGCAGCAUACGUGUGGACAACCUGGUGCAGAGGCUGGUGUCCCCGGGGGAAAUGACGGAGACCUUCCAGCGCCGCGCCGACUCCCUCUACUACAGGCGAGUCCACUUCGGCCGACACGUCCAGUUCUCAGGAGAACACGUGAACUCUGAACCGGCCACACGCCUGAUCCAGGUGGUGGAGCGUUUCCACAGGGACAGUUCCAAACCGGCCAAUCAGGACGUGGCGGAGCGCGUCUUCCUGUUGGCGCAGAGACGCAUCGAGGUGACGUAUCAUCUGGACGCCGACACCUUCAUCCCAUCGCACCGGAGCUUCAUCAAACCACGAGAGGCCACGGAGCAGAAGAAGGCUGAGGACUUCACCCAGGACAUGGUGUCCAGCUUCAUGGUGGGCCUCUCCGAUACGCCUGUUAAGACCCUGACUCUGUACGAGAUGCUGGUUUCUCUGAUGAAGGAUGAAGAGAUGGUUGUUCAUCAGAUUGAAGAAUCUCUGAAGGAGGUGAGAGACAUCGUGUCGUGCAGAGAGGAAGAGGAGGGAGACGUUCAGCUCUUCUUCUGUCCCUGGACCACGACAGGAGCUGCCAGGGCCCGCAGCAAGAGACAGGACAUGGAGCGUCAGGCUGCAGAGGAGCAGAGCUGGCUUCAUGAGAAUGAGAAGGACAUCCUGGCUCCGCUCCUCAUGAGACUCGACCUCUCAGACCCUCUGAGCGCUGAGGACGCCAGGCAGCUCCACCAGGAGUGUCUGUCAGAGUUCAAGCAGAAGCUGGUGGAGGACGCCAACCUGAUCCAGGAGCGCUACCAAAAGGAGACGCAGCAGCUGCAGAGGAAACAACAGUGGUACCAGCAGAACCAGCUGGACAUGACGGAGCACCAGGAGGACGAAUACCAGACCUACUGCUCCGACAGAACUCUCCAGAUACGUGUCGCCAUGAGACGGCUCAAAAUGCACCAGGAAGAAGCUCCUCUAAAGUAUCAAGCUCUCGACGAGAGGCUGAGAGAAGACCCUCGAUUGGCUCCUCACCUGCUCAGCUGAGCCAAUCAGCAGCCUCCGCUCCAAAUACCUAUCAGAUUAUUUCAUUAAACCUUACAGCGAUUUCAGUCACAUAUAUUUUUUGUAUCUGGUCACUGUGACCUUUGACCCCUGACCACUAAAGCCUAAUCAGUUCAUUCCUGAGUCCAUGUGAACGUUUGUAUGGAAUUUGUGAAUUUGAAGAAUUUCUCUCUGGGAUUUGUUGAAACUUCAACUUUCCAAGAAUGUGACGGACAGAUAGAAAACCUGAAAUCAUAACUCCUCCCUCCAAAGACAAAUCAAAGUGAUCAUCAGAACAUGUGACCUACUGUGUAAACACUGUGUGAGUGAGUAACCCUGGAAUCAAAGGUCAGAUCAAAACUAUGAAGAUAGUUUCUCUUCUAAUGAAAAAGAUCAAAACUCUGUUUCUGUUUCAUAGUUUUUAUUAUUUUGAUCACAAUAUUAAAAUCACAUCACUCAGCUGCUCUUGAAUAAACACUUUUACAAACCGAAUCAUUUUGGCUUCAUCACAUCAAACAGACAAAUUUUCAUACAUGUUGGAUUAUUUCAUAUGUGAACAGACUUUAUGUGAUUAAACAUGAAUCAUGUCUCAUGUGUGAGUUUUAAUAAAGUUUGUUGAAUGUGAACAAUGAUCAGCUGUUAUUGAUAAAUGUGUUUUUAUGUGGAUCUUCAUCAGUUUGCUCGACUUCAUGGAUCCACACAAAAUCUAAAUGAUAGAAAACAUUUUCCAUGAAAGUAAAAAACAAACCAAAGAUAAAG